AUGUGCCUGGCAUGGCGUUUGGGCUCCAAGAAGGGUCUUGCCCUUCAGUGGCCGCUGCAUUGGGUCUGUGACGAGCCCUAUGGCGGUCAGGCGGGUGCGGGGCCACCACCGCCGGCAUGCCCACCCCCUGCGCCUCACGUGGCCGUCCGAGCCAAAGAGGCCCUCUCAGCAGCACGUCACCGAAAAGGCGUUCGCCAGCUGCCGGAGCCUCCCAGGCAAAAAGAUCAAAGCAAAACCAAGCUGGAGGAGGGGCAGACUGGCAAGGAAGUGUCCCAGAAGAUUGCAGAGGUGAUGGCGGCUGCUCGGCAGCGCGUUGAGCAACUCAGUCCUCGUCAAGAGUUGAAGCGGCGCGCGGAACAGGCGCUGAAGGCCGCCAAGUAUCGCGGGGCAUCUCCGGAGAGCAGAAAGAGGUACGAGGUGGAGCAAGCCUUGGAGCUUCGAGCGACGAAGGCGAUUUCUGAGGCCGUCGCACGAAAGUGUACAGCUGCUGAUGUCUCAGGAACUGAGCCUGAAGCUCCGUGGGAAACCCACGAGGAGAGCAUGCAAUGGGAGGAGCAUCCCACAGAUUAUUUCGCUUGGAUGGAGGCUGGCAAUAUGCUCCCAUCAUCCAGCCACGCAGAGGCGCAGUCAUCCGAGGACUUCGGCUAUGAUCUGUGGCAGGAUGGCAGCCUCGACUGGGACACUCAUUGGCCUUUGAGAGGUGACGAUGCGCUGGCAUUGAUGCAAGACAGGUCCAAUGGCAUGACAAGCCUCUCUCAGUGGGCGCCAAAGCGCUUUCUUCCGACACGCGCAGAGGAGACGGACGUCUUGCGGGCAUGGCCAGAGCCUACCACGGCUGCCUCAAGUACCCGCUCGGUGGCAUCAGCCGCCGAUUCCAACUCGGAGACAGGACCUGCACACGAGGACGAGGAGGCCGACGAGUUGCUUGCCAGCUGCUGGAAGGCGGUGACAGAAGCUGCAGAGGUGUAG
This is a messenger RNA of Effrenium voratum, 969 nucleotides long. NCBI's taxonomy places the organism in Eukaryota, Dinophyceae, Suessiales, Symbiodiniaceae. The record is from the annotation of a GenBank genome assembly.